Molecule: messenger RNA, 2175 nt
Organism: Spodoptera frugiperda (fall armyworm)
Lineage: Eukaryota; Metazoa; Arthropoda; Insecta; Lepidoptera; Noctuidae
Gene: AspRS-m
Product: aspartate--tRNA ligase, mitochondrial
Exons: 1
Coding region: 199-2100 (633 amino acids)
Biological process (GO): aspartyl-tRNA aminoacylation
Cellular component (GO): mitochondrion; cytoplasm
Molecular function (GO): aspartate-tRNA ligase activity; nucleic acid binding; ATP binding
Source: RefSeq, a predicted model, not a curated record
UCUGAUGGAUUUGCAAGCCGAUUGUCUGAAAGUUGUAAACAAUUUAAUUUUUUAACAAAUUAUAAUAGAUCAGCUUAGAUACAGUUGAUUUUAGAGAGAAUAUUAAGUAAUGUGUUUUACAAAAUCAUUAAAAUACAGGAAGCACAAGUGUUUGGUAUAAUUUUAUAACAUUAAAGAUAAAACUAUUAAAACUUGAAAAUGUUGGCUAGAAACAUGAAUUUAAAUAGAAGAUGUUUAAAAUACUUCUCGGUUUCAUCGUGUUGCCGUCAGACCAAGCACCUAUUACGCCAGCAGAAGACUAUUGCAAGUUUCAGUAAUAGUUUACUUCAAGAUAAAAACAUAACCUAUAAUUCUUCGAUUUUGCCGAAAAAAAGUAUUCAUGAGACUAAACAAGUCGUGAAAACAGUAGUUGAUGAUCAGAAUUGUAAUACUUUCACAUAUAGAACACAUACUUGUGGAGAACUAAGGCCAGAAAAUGAAGGACAGAAAGUCACUCUUUGUGGUUGGAUCCAAUUCUCUAGAUUAUCAAAAUUCCUUCUGCUAAGGGACGCAUACGGCCUCACACAAUGCAUAGUGAACGAUGAUAGUAUAAACUUUUCUGAUAUACCUUUAGAAACAGUUGUAAAGAUAGAAGGGACUGUUUCACUAAGACCUAAAGACAUGAUCAAUAGAACUAUGGCCACUGGUGAAAUAGAAGUUGUCAUGAACAAGUUAGAAGUACUCAAUACUGUGGACAAGCUUCCUUUUAAUCUGAGAGAUUACCAAAAACCUAAAGAACAGCUUAGAUUGCAGCACAGGUACAUAGACUUGAGGUUUCCUGAAAUGCAGAAUAAUUUGAGAGUCCGUUCACACAUGUUACAUAACAUGAGGAGAUUUCUGAUUGAAAACCAUGGGUUUGUUGAAGUUGAGACUCCUACAUUGUUCUGUAGGACUCCUGGCGGUGCGAGAGAGUUUGUAGUGCCCACACACCAUGAGGGAUUGUUCUAUUCUUUAGUCCAAAGUCCACAACAGUUCAAGCAAAUGCUCAUGUCAGGUGGUAUUGAUAGAUAUUUCCAAGUGGCUAGAUGUUACAGAGAUGAGACCACUAGGCCAGAUAGACAGCCAGAGUUCACACAAUUAGAUAUUGAGCUAUCCUUUACUAACUUAGACGGAGUCUUAACUAUGAUUGAACACUUACUUUAUGAGACUUUUGUCAAACAACUACCAAAGCCACCUUUCAGAAGAAUGACUUACAAAGAUGCAUUAUCAAAUUAUGGUUCAGAUAAACCAAAUUUAACCUUUGACUUGAAGUUCAUAAAUAUAAAGAAUUUAUUCCCAGAAAAAUCGAAUGAGGAAGAGUUUGGUGCAUAUGCACUUCCUUAUACUAAAGAAAUUGGAAAAUUAACAACAAAAUACAAAGAGAAAAUUAGAGAGUUUGCCAAGAAAUAUACUUGUAAAGUGGUAUUAAAUGAAAAUAUUGAAAAGGAAUUGGGAACAGAGAUUGGACCAAGAAUACAAAGUGUAAUAGGGAAUGAUGCAGCAAUAAUAGUUUUAGGUGAAGAUGAGAAUGCCUGCGUUUGUUUAGGAGAAAUAAGACUAAUGAUAGCUUCAUUAUUAAAAUCAAAGAAUAUGCUUCAAGUAAAAGAAAAUGUAGAACCAUUAUGGGUCAUAGAUUUCCCAUUAUUUGUGAAAGGAGAAAACGGUUUAGAGACAUGCCAUCAUCCCUUUACGUCACCUCAUCCUGAAGAUAUGCAUUUAUUAGACUCUGAACCACUAAAAGUAAGAUCCUUAGCAUAUGACAUUGUUAUGAAUGGCAAUGAAAUUGGAGGUGGGUCCGUCCGUGUUCACAAUGCGGAGUUACAAGAAAAGCUGUUGAAGAUUUUGGACAUUGAUCAUUUGAAGUUAUCACAUUUCUUGAAUGCGUUAAGGUGUGGGUGUCCACCACAUGCUGGGAUUGCGUUAGGUAUUGAUAGAUUGGUCACAUUGGCAUGUAAUGCGGAAUCUAUUAGAGAAGUGAUUGCAUUCCCUAAGUCCCAUGAUGGCAGAGAUCCUUUGUCAGGUGCUCCUAACAGUAUCAGUGAAGAUGACAAGAAGUAUUAUCACAUUUCUACUGUUAAAUAAAAGGUUUUUUUUUAAUUAUUUAUUAAUAUUUUAGUUUGUAAGUAUUACAUAAAUUAUAUACUUUGUUUUACAAUA